This is a messenger RNA of Etheostoma cragini (Arkansas darter), 5275 nucleotides long. RefSeq names its product SREBF chaperone (gene scap). The coding region runs from base 548 to 4624 and encodes 1358 amino acids. Gene Ontology annotation, molecular function: protein binding; sterol binding. Gene Ontology annotation, cellular component: Golgi membrane; endoplasmic reticulum membrane. Gene Ontology annotation, biological process: SREBP signaling pathway. The record is from RefSeq and is a predicted model, not a curated record. Lineage: Eukaryota; Metazoa; Chordata; Actinopteri; Perciformes; Percidae. The transcript is spliced from 23 exons.
CCUAUGGCUGGUGGGAAUUUUCUGCCUUGGUUGUAAAGUUUUGGUUUUAAAGCCUCCGUCAAACUUAUUAUUCUUUUGAGAUGCGAAUGUCCCGGCAUGCAACAACAUGCAGGAUAGGCUGCCUACAGGCUGCCAGCAGAGGAGGAGGGCAGCAAUGGGGGGUGGCCAUAGGCCCUGAGCCCUGCUCGUUGAGUUUCUGAUCGGCUCAAUGCCGGAUUAGUACACUGACGGAGAUGCUGCUGAGCCUGUGCCAAAUCAGGUCUCACUGCUCCACUCGUGUAACCCCACAGCACACAGUGAACUUGACAAACAGCUGAGAGAUGGAGGCAUUCAAUGAAAGUUUUCCCUUGAGAAAGUUAGCAGGACCAAACCCUGGCUGAGAGUGGUCUUUCCUACAGAAACGGAGAGUAGAAAGGCUUCACUUUGAAGGCUGUUUUUAACUUUGCAGAAGCCAUUGUGCAAGUUUGCCAGGACGUUGCUGUUUUUACUGUAUAGGGUAUUUAUAACGGCAGAUCAAGAGACUCCUGAGGCAAAUUCCUCCUAGGAAAUGUUUCCGUUGCUCCCUGGGGGACGAGGGGAACAGUCACACACUCUGCCUGAAUCAAGAAGGGAGCACUACGUUAACCACAAGGCACCACUUACGCUUAAAAAACCCAAUGCUGGUGCUUUCAAGGGACGUAAACGACUCCGAGCCAGAGAGAUAGCCUGGUCUAUCCUUAGCAGGUCCCUGGAUGCCCCGCGGCACACCGUCCUCGGCCGCGCAGUGCUUCCCAAUGGCUGGCAGUUGACCCCGCCCACCAGGAUGACGCUGCGCGAGCAGCUGAGAGAGAAGAUCUCGGCGGCCUUCUACCGCCAUGGGCUGCUGUGUGCCUCCUAUCCAGUACCCAUCAUCCUCUUCACCUCCGCCAGCAUCCUCACCUGCUGCUAUCCGUUAUUAAGGCUUCCCCUGCCUGGGACGGGUCCCGUGGAGUUCACCACAGGAGUGCGAGAUUACAGCGUCCCUUCCCAUGAGCCUCAGGGAGACCUCGGAGAACGGCCCGACUGGUACCGGGGUCCUCCGGUUGCCUACAUCCAGCAGGUGUUGGUGAAGGCGGCGGUGUCUCCGUGGGACACCAGCCUGGUGACGGUGGACGUGUUUCGGUUGCCGCUGGGUCGAGCCUUCAGCCUGCUGGAGGAGAUCCGCAACCACGUCCACUCUGACAGCUCCGGGAAACACAGUCUGGAGACGCUGUGUCUCCAGGUGACAGACCUGUUUCCGGGCUUACGGCGGAUGCAGUCAGUCCUGCCGGAGCACGGCUGCCUGCUCGUUUCUCCCGGCAACUACUGGCAGAACCAACGGGAGCUGUUUGACUCAGACCCCGACCUCCUCAAGACCAUCCAGAAACAUGAACCCAAAGGCCUGCACACCUCGGCCACUCUGCGAGACCUGCUCUUCGGUGUCCCUGGGAAGUACACUGGGGUCAGCCACUACAACAAGAAGAAGGUGGUGACGUACACUAUAACUUUAGUGCUGUCCCGCUACGAUGCAAGGUUCCUGGGCAGCCUGCGGGCGCGUCUGAAGCAUCUCCACCCGUCAGCCAACUGCAGCCUGAGAGACGACCACAUGGUUCACGUCCACUUCAAAGAGGAGAUCGGCAUCGCUGAGCUCAUCCCCCUCGUCACCACAUACAUCAUCCUUUUUGCCUACAUCUACUUCUCCACACGAAAGAUUGACAUGGUGAAGUCUAAGUGGGGUCUGGCUCUGGCUGCUGUGGUCACAGUCCUCAGCUCUCUGCUCAUGUCUGUGGGACUGUGUACGCUGUUUGGACUGACACCCACGCUCAAUGGAGGGGAGAUCUUUCCUUAUCUGGUAGUGGUGAUCGGCCUGGAGAAUGUCUUAGUCCUCACCAAGUCCGUGGUGUCCACCCCCGUGGACCUCGAGGUCAAACUUCGCAUCGCUCAGGGUCUCAGUAAUGAGAGCUGGUCUAUCAUGAAGAACAUGGCCACUGAACUGUGCAUCAUCCUCAUUGGAUAUUUCACUCUGGUGCCAGCUAUUCAGGAGUUCUGUCUGUUUGCUGUGGUGGGCCUGGUGUCUGACUUCUUCCUGCAGAUGUUCUUCUUCACCACAGUACUAUCUAUAGACAUCCGACGCAUGGAGCUGGCUGAUUUGAACCGCCGCCUGCCAGCCGAAGCAGGACUCCCGCCCCCCAAGCCUGGCCCGUUGCGGACACGCGAGGCCCCGCCGCCCCCGCGGCACUCCCCCCACACAAUUACACUGCAGACCCCGGCUUUCAGGAAUCUAAGGCUUCCCAAGAGGUUGCGUGUGGUGUACUUCCUGGCCCGCACGCGCCUGGCUCAGCGCAUCAUCAUGGCUGGCACGGUGAUCUGGAUCGGCAUCCUCGUCUACACCGACCCAGCUGGCAUACGCACCUACCUGGCUGCACAGGUGUCUGAGCAAAGCCCUCUGGGAGAUCCCGGAGGAGGUGGUCUGCCCCCUCACCUCGGGGUGGCCCCCGUCUUUCGUGGAGGCGAUCCUACCAGUACCCUCGGCAUCAACCCCGCACCAGCUCCAACUCCCAUACCUGAUAACCAGUCACAGGGCCACCACGGCUCCUCCAGAGUGGGGCCCUUCCCACAGGUCCCGCCUCCCGCCGUGCCCCAGAUCACCUGGGGAGCGGAUGACGAGGAGGGCUGGAGGAGGCUCUCCUUCAGGCACUGGCCAUCGCUUUUCAGCUACUACAACAUCACUUUAGCUAAGAGGUACAUCAGCAUCCUGCCCGUCAUUCCCGUCACCGUUCACCUGAGCCCCCAGGAGGCCAUUGAGACGCGUCACCCGCAGGACACAAGACACCCCCCACCAUCUAUUCCCAAGGUUGCUGCAGAUAUACAGACGGACCUCACUCUCUACAAGGUGGCAGCUCUGGGCCUGGCGGCGGGCGUCCUGCUGGUUCUUCUUCUCUUCUGUCUAUACCGGGUUCUCUGCCCGCGUAAUUACGGCCAGAACGGCGUCACUCAUGGGCGCAGGCGCCGAGGGGACCUGCCCUGCGACGAUUACGGCUACUCACCACCCGUCAGCGAGAUCUCACCACUGCUGCUGAGGGGCCACAGUAUGGACAUUGAGUGUUUAGCCAGUGACGGGAUGCUGCUGGCCAGCUGUUGCCUGGCAGGACAGAUCCGGGUCUGGGACGCCCAGACUGGCGACUGUUUGACCGUCAUUCCAAACCAUGGGCUCAGACGGAGCAGCAGCAGUGGCUGCUGGGAGCAGCGGGACGGCUGGGACAGCCUGAGUGGAGCCGGCGAGACGGAGUGUUUAGGCUCUGAAGCUUACGGCUCCUCCAUCAGUGGUGACGGCCUAUCGGAGGGAGAGGGCUACCCGCUGAGACGCCGCACUGCUCCCAGCCGCCCGGCUCUAUUCACCGACCAGCCCGAUCUCACCCCGCUCAUUGACACCAACUUCGCCUCCCAGCCCCCCUCCCACCUCUGCACCCCGCCCAGGGAAGGCUUUGACUUUGGAGGACUGGUGGAGCGCGCCUACAUGGAGCACGAGCCUCCCUCGCCUUCCGCCUACCCCUCUCCUUCCUCAGCCUCAUCCUCGCCGCCGUCAGGAGCUCAGCUCCAGAGAAGACCCAGUUUAGGGGAUUCAGCCGCCUUCUUAAACCAAGACAGAGCCUCCACAGCGGGGACACAGGCGACGGCAGACUGGGAAAGCUCUGUCUGGGCCAUGGAGCUGAGAGGGAAUCUAAUAGCUGCUGGGAGGAGCAGCGGUAAACUGGAGUUGUGGGAUGCAGUGGAGGGGUCGUUGCGCUGCAUUAAUGAAGACGGAGUCUCUGGAAUCACAGCCCUAGCCUUCCUCAACAACAGAAUCGUAGCGGCUCGGCUCAACGGGUCUCUGGAUUUCUUCACUGUUGAGAUAAACAAACCUCUGGGUCUUCUGCAGUACAGAGGAGCCCCUGGGCGAGGCAGCUUGCCUCCCUCUACCUGUUACAGCAGCGAGGAUGUAAUCAGCUGCCAGCUCACACGCUCAGUACAGUGCGCUCACCAGAAGCCAAUCACGGUGCUGCGAGCCGCCGCCGGGAGGGUUGUCGCCGGCAGCCAGGACCACACUGUCCGGGUUUAUCGUCUAGAGGACUCGUGUUGCCUCUUCACCCUGCAGGGUCACUCUGGAGGGAUUACAGCCAUCUACAUAGACCAGACGAUGGUUCUGGCAAGCGGUGGGCAGGAUGGCGCCAUCUGCCUGUGGGACGUCCUGACAGGGAGUCGUGUCAGCCAUGUUUACGGUCAUCGUGGGGAUGUCACCUCGCUGGUCUGCACCACCUCUUGUGUCAUUAGCUCGGGACUGGAUGACCUCAUCUGUAUCUGGGACCGCAGCACCGGGAUCAAACUCUACUCAAUUCAGCAGGAGGUGGGCUGUGGGGCCAGUCUGGGAGUGAUCUCCGAGUCUCUCCUGGUAACGGGGGGCCAGGGCUGCGUCUCGUUUUGGGACCUGAACUUCGGUGACCUGCUGCAGACGGUCUACCUGGGCCAGAGCAGUGACGGACAGGGCGUCCGGCAGCUGCUGGUGCUCGACAACGCCGCCAUCAUCUGCGACUUCGGAAGCGAACUCAGCCUGGUGUACGUGCCAUCUGUGCUCGAGAAACUAGACUAAGGAGAGACGGAUGGAGGGCAGUCGUUGAUGGUGGUGGGAACAAAAACAUGCACUGGGAACAUCAUUUCCACCUCCAUCACUUCCCCUGUAUUUUUGUUGUUGCUUUCUUACUUUGUUUCUGACACCCAAAGGAGACACGAACAUUAGACCGGUUUCUAUCUGCGCACAAGGCUCUUUUUUAAUUUAGAUGUUUUAAGUACAAGCCUGGAUGUAGUGAUGAAAAAAAGAGCUGAGGUAUGAUUGUGGAACCUGCUGCAUUUUAUCUGAGGAGUUUACAGACCCUUGAUAUCGAACUGUUGACAUUAACGAGGGUCAUGAGUUUAAGAAAAGCUGGAUGUUUCUCACUUAAAGAGGAUCCACCAGUCACCAGUCUGUGCUUUUUUUUAAAUACGCGUUUGUUUUGUGGCUUUGCCCUCUAUGCUGCUUGUAUGGGUGGGGCUUCCCUGUGACCCCACCCACCCAGAGAGGAAGAUAAAACUGUCUCCUUAUAUUUUAAUAUUCCCGCUGCCUCUUUAGCUCAACAGCAAAGUGCAGCCACAGUAAUCUCUAUGGGUCUACGGCCUGUUGGGACAAGCUGCACAGUUGUAUGUGCGUACGUGUUGAGACUGAAUGAAUCUAGGCUCUUUUUAAUGGCAAAAAUACUGCUGAGAA